AACCCUUACCGGGUCGCACUGGAUAGAGUCGAACACUAGCUUCUCCCCCCUCCUGUUCACCGGCGACGAAUUCCGCGAAGAAGAGAGGGGCAAUGGCCAUGGCCGCCGCCUCCCCGUUCCUCCUCCUGCAACCUCUAGCGCCCAAGGCCCAUCGCCCUUUCGGACCUCUACACCCCAGCCUCCUCCGGACCCGCCUCCUCCGCUGCUCGCCCAACGGCGGCGCGGCGCCGGAACCCCCUCCUAAACCCACCCCACGCCGCGGGCGGAAGAAGGCGUCGGAGCCGGGCUCGUCGCCGCCCAAGGCGAAGGCGACGAGGCGCAAGACCAAGAAGGCGGGGCAGGACUCCGACUCAGAGGGCGAGGAGGAGCCGGCUGCGAAGCCGAAGACCCGCCGGACCAAGAAGUCCCCAAAGCAGGAAGCCAAGAAGCAGCAGGAGGAGGAGGAGGAGGCCCACGCGGAGGAGCCUCGGAGCGCGGCCCGCGAGGAGGACGCGGGAAGCGACGGCGACGACGGGGCGGAUUUGCCGUACGAGUGGCCGCCGCUGGUGUGCUGCUUCGGGGCGCCGCGGUGGGAGUUCGUGCCGACGGUGCGGGUGUCGGACCAGCAGAUGCACCCCGACCAGUACUCCACCUGGCUGCACCUGCAGUGGGAGCCGCCCGAGUUCGCGCGCUCGCCGGGGAGCGCCUCGAGCAACGUCGCCAUCGCGCUCACCCGGCUCGGCGGCCGCGCCGCGGUGCUUGGCAAGGUCGGCGACGACGACUUCGGCCACGAGCUCGUGUACCGCAUGAACCGCGAGCGGGUGCAGACCCGCGCCAUCAGGUUUGACGGCGCCGCGUCCACAGCCAUCGCCCGGAUGAAGGUGGCGUUCCAGGACAGAGAGGACGGCGAGGGCGGGACAUGUCUGGUGGCCGAGACGGUGAAGAGCUCUGCCGAGGACUCGCUCCACAAGGACGAGAUCAAUGCAGAUGUGCUGAAAGAGGCGAAAAUGUUGCAUUUCAAUUCUGAAGUACUGCUGACGCCGUCAAUGCACGACACGCUCUUCAGAACCAUUGAGCUGUCCAAGAAAUUUGGAAGCAAGAUAUUCUUUGAUCUCAAUUUGCCAUUGCCUUUGUGGAGGUCAAGGGAUGAGACAAAAGAGUUCAUAAAUAGGGCAUGGAAGGAGGCUGAUAUCAUAGAGGUGUCAAGGGAUGAGCUUGAAUUCCUCCUCGAUCACAAGUAUUACGAAUAUAAGCGAGCCACCCCGCCUCAGUAUUAUUUGGAUGGGUUCCAUCUAACAAGGAACUGGCCACAGUACUACCACUAUACCCCUGAAGAAAUUGCUCCGAUUUGGCAUGAUGGAAUAAAACUCUUGCUGGUGACCUAUGGAACACUUCGUAUCCACUACUACACACCCAAGUUUCAUGGCUGUGUGGUUGGAACGGAGGAUGCACUCAUAACUCCGACCACAACUGACCGGACAGGUUCUGGUGAUGCUAUUGUUGCUGCUGCUAUUAGGAAGUUGACAACUUGCCCUGAGAUGUAUGAGGACCAGGAUACAUUGGAGAGGGAGCUCAGAUUUGCUGUUGCUGCUGGUAUCAUUUCGCAGUGGACUAUUGGUGCCGUGCGAGGGUUCCCCACUGAAAGUGCUACCCAGAACUUGAAGGAGCAAGUAUAUGUGCCUUCUAUGUGGUGAUUGGUGAACUAGUAAAUCAUUUCUGAUGAAGGAGGCAGAAACUUAUUUUGCGAGCGUGGUUCAUGAGUGGUGCAGCAGAAGUGAACAGGGAUACUAUUUUACCACAAAAGUUGACAGCAAGCCACAGAGGAAUAUAGAAGUUUAAUGCGAGGAACUACCUGCAAUAUAUCUGAUGAUAGACAAAAAAUGCUACAACAGAAUUCAAUCAUUUCAAUAGCAGCUAAAGGAAAGAAUACAUCAAAUGAAGUAAUGAACAAGGUAUAAGGACGCUUUAAUCAGCGUGUAACACAGGCAGCGAGCCACGUUUCGUACUGUCCAAUCAGCGGGGAACUCUUUUGUGCGAGUGUUUCCAGUCACAGAAGCACUAUUGUAGCACUUCGUGGGGAUAGGAUUGAUUGAUGUGAGACCGGAGAGAAUGCAGCACUCGAAUUCUCUUUUCCUAGAAGCUUAUGUAGAAGUUUUGUAGACUAAGCAAAGCUAGGAACCUCUAGUAAUUUUGUUCAUCUGCAGAACUCAGAGCCUCUGCUGGUCAUUUCUAUCUUGAAUCCCCAUGGCCCUUUUUUUGGUUUUAAAA
Molecule: messenger RNA, 2247 nt
Organism: Aegilops tauschii subsp. strangulata
Lineage: Eukaryota; Viridiplantae; Streptophyta; Magnoliopsida; Poales; Poaceae
Product: fructokinase-like 1, chloroplastic
Biological process (GO): chloroplast organization; plastid transcription
Cellular component (GO): chloroplast nucleoid
Source: RefSeq, a predicted model, not a curated record